Juglans regia (Persian walnut) is the source of this 2050-nucleotide messenger RNA. Its product is annotated as protein disulfide isomerase-like 1-4. Bases 90 to 1799 code for a protein of 569 amino acids. Lineage: Eukaryota; Viridiplantae; Streptophyta; Magnoliopsida; Fagales; Juglandaceae. Gene Ontology annotation, cellular component: endoplasmic reticulum. The record is from RefSeq and is a predicted model, not a curated record. Gene Ontology annotation, biological process: protein folding; response to endoplasmic reticulum stress. Gene Ontology annotation, molecular function: protein disulfide isomerase activity. The transcript is spliced from 12 exons.
UAAAACACCCUGGCUCUUCGAUCUCGGAUCUCAUUCUCUUUACCUUCUUUCUCAAUCUCUUCGAUCUGUGCAGCGGACUCUCUUUCACAAUGCCGAGUCGACUCCUUCUUCUCUCACUCGCCGCUCUGCUCCUCUUCUCCUCACUCUCUCUGACCCUCUCCAAAGACGUCAAGGACGAUGACGACGAGGACCUUAGCUUCCUCGAUGAGGCCGACGACCAAUCCCACCUCCACCACUCGGAUCCGGACCAUUCCGACGAAGAAAACCUAGAUGAAGACGAUUUCGAGAACUUGCCCGACUUCGACGAGUCGGCCUACCAGGACGAGUACAAGGAGCCCGAAGUGGACGAUAAAGAUGUUGUUGUUUUGAAGGAGGGCAAUUUCAGCGAUUUCGUGGCGAAAAACCGCUUCGUCAUGGUGGAAUUCUACGCGCCGUGGUGCGGGCACUGCCAGGCGCUGGCGCCAGAGUACGCCGCGGCGGCGACUGAUCUCAAGGGCGAGGACGUGGCCUUGGCGAAGGUAGACGCGACGGAGGAGAGCGAUCUGGCUCAGGAGUACGAUGUUCAGGGCUUUCCAACUGUUUAUUUUUUCGUAGAUGGGGUUCACAAGCCUUAUAACGGCCAGAGGACCAAAGAUGCUAUAGUGACGUGGAUUAAGAAGAAGAUAGGACCAGGUGUCUCCAACAUAACCACAUUGGAUGAUGCUGAACGCAUAUUGAGUUCGGAAAGUAAAGUUGUUUUGGGCUACCUCAAUUCUUUGGUGGGCCCUGAGAGUGAGGAGCUUGCAGCUGCUUCAAAGUUUGAAGAUGACGUUAACUUUUACCAAACUACAAAUCCUGAUGUGGCAAAGCUUUUUCAUGUUGACCCUGAAGUUAAACGCCCUGCUUUGGUUCUGCUUAAGAAGGAAACUGAGAAACUGAGCUUCUUUGAUGGUCAAUUUGUUAAAUCUACAAUAGCUGAGUUUGUAUUUGCCAACAAGCUUCCUUUGGUUACCAUUUUUACUCGGGAAAGUGCCUCCUUAAUUUUUGAAAAUCCCAUUAAGAAACAGCUGUUGCUAUUUGCCACUUCAAAUGACACAGAGAAGGUUGUCCCAGUAUUUGAGGAGGUAGCAAAGUUUUUCAAAGGGAAGCUUAUCUUCGUGUAUGUGGAAAUGGAUAAUGAAGAUGUUGGAAAGCCCGUUUCAGAUUAUUUUGGUGUCAGUGGUGAUGCUCCCAAAGUUAUCGCAUACACAGGAAAUGAUGAUGCCAAGAAAUUUGUGCUUGAUCGGGAAGUGACCUUGGACAGUGUCAAGGCUUUUGCAGGGGAUUUCUUGGAAGACAAGUUAAAACCUUUCUUUAAGUCAGAUCCAAUUCCUGAGACCAAUGAUGGGGAUGUGAAGAUAGUGGUUGGAGAUAAUUUCGAUGAUAUUGUUCUGGAUGAGUCAAAGGACGUUCUCCUUGAGAUUUAUGCUCCUUGGUGUGGGCAUUGCCAAGCACUGGAGCCAACAUACAACAAGCUUGCCAAGCAUCUACGUGGCAUUGAUUCUCUUGUUAUAGCCAAGAUGGAUGGAACAACAAAUGAGCAUGCCCGGGCAAAGUCUGAUGGCUUCCCAACACUUCUCUUCUUCCCAGCAGGAAACAAGAGCUUUGAUCCAAUUACUGUAGAUACUGAUCGUACAGUGGUGGCGUUUUAUAAAUUCCUCAAGAAGCAUGCAUCAAUCCCUUUCAAGCUCCAGAAACCAACUUCAACACCAAAAUCCGAAAACCCUGAUGCCAAAGACAGCCAUGAGCGAAGCACUGAAGAUUUGAAAGACGAAUUAUGAGGAUUUUAAUUUAGUGGCACACAUGUCUCUUGUCCGCCAUCAGCAAGGAGGAAAAGGAAUAGUGUCAUGUAGAAGAAGAUAGAGUGAACGGAUAGGGAAACCAUUAGAGAAUUCAAUCUCCCCCUUCCCCAAAAAAAAGAAGAACAAGAGUACGAUGUUGUAGCAAGUAAGUUUAAGUUUUGCAUCACUUAUGCUGAGUCGGAGUUUGGCUGAAGAAUUUAAUAUAAUAUCCUAUUUUUAUUUUUCCGGCU